This is a messenger RNA of Malaclemys terrapin pileata, 424 nucleotides long. RefSeq names its product histone H2A.J. The transcript has a single exon. The record is from RefSeq and is a predicted model, not a curated record. Gene Ontology annotation, cellular component: nucleosome. NCBI's taxonomy places the organism in Eukaryota, Metazoa, Chordata, Testudines, Emydidae. Bases 7 to 396 code for a protein of 129 amino acids. Gene Ontology annotation, molecular function: DNA binding; structural constituent of chromatin; protein heterodimerization activity.
UCAAUCAUGUCAGGCCGAGGAAAGCAGGGCGGUAAGGUGCGGGCUAAGGCAAAGUCUCGCUCCUCUCGGGCUGGGCUGCAGUUCCCAGUGGGCCGUGUGCACCGCCUGCUCCGCAAAGGCAAUUACGCUGAGCGGGUAGGAGCUGGAGCCCCAGUCUAUAUGGCCGCGGUGCUGGAGUAUCUGACCGCUGAAAUUCUGGAGCUAGCUGGCAACGCGGCGCGGGAUAAUAAGAAAACCAGGAUCAUCCCCCGUCACCUGCAGCUCGCCAUCCGUAACGACGAGGAGCUCAACAAGCUGUUGGGGAAAGUCACCAUCGCUCAAGGUGGUGUCCUACCCAACAUCCAGGCCGUGCUGUUGCCUAAGAAAACUGAGAGCCACAAGGCCAAGAGCAAGUAAAACCCGAACAAGAAUCUUUCCUAAAAAA